Messenger RNA from Cylindrotheca closterium, 885 nucleotides. The record is from the annotation of a GenBank genome assembly. NCBI's taxonomy places the organism in Eukaryota, Bacillariophyta, Bacillariophyceae, Bacillariales, Bacillariaceae.
AUGGAUCAAAAGAUGUCAUCCUUGCUUGCAUGCAAAUAUAACUGCCUUCACCGGCAGAUGUAUAUGGUACGGCGGCAUGCUGAAGACAAUUGUCACACUACCUCAUCUGGCAAGGCUCCUUGGUCUCCCAAAUUGCAGGGCUUCUGGGAUUGGUUGAGUCACUGGAAGCUACUCUUUAAAGGACGCAAGCGAUGCCGCGUGAGCUACGGAAAGGUCCGCCGCCUGAUGAAGAAGACAAGGCUGUGCAACGGGUGGAAGAAGACGACUGAUGAACUGGAAGUGGCAUUGGCAGCUGAACGAAGGGCAUACAAGCAAGCCAAACGUCAGGCAACCAAAUUGAGACGGGACUUUCUGACGGUUCAGACAACGGAUGCAAAGAAGAAGAAAUGGAAAUCCCAGAAGGCCCACAAUAGAUUCCUUUGGUUACGACAAAUGAAGCAACGAGAGGAGGCGAGACGCCGUCGUUGCGCCCAACAAAAAGCAUCUACAGGGGGUAUACGGGCUAUUCAGAUUGAAGAAAAAUUACCAGACAGCACUCAGCAGCUGCUUACUAUCACCGACCGUGCUCUGGUUAAAGAAGGUUGUAUGCAAGAAAACGCGGCAUGGUACGACCAGACGCGUGCUCCAUAUACAACUCCACCUAUGGCGGAACCCUUGUAUAGCAUUCACCGUGCUCAGGCUGAAUCUAAUCCCACUGCACUAUUGGAAGGCCGCUACUCCCUGCCCGACCUUCUCGACCCCGCCACUACUGCCUUCCUCUCACAUUGCCGUUUUCACAAGGAUCACUUACCUGUGCACCUUGAGGUGACUACCUCUGAUCAUGUGUACUUCUGGUCUCGAAAUCCGGAGGACAAAGGCUCAGAACCUCAUGGCUUGCACAACUGA